Molecule: messenger RNA, 867 nt
Organism: Macrosiphum euphorbiae (potato aphid)
Lineage: Eukaryota; Metazoa; Arthropoda; Insecta; Hemiptera; Aphididae
Source: the annotation of a GenBank genome assembly
AUGAUCGUCGUCCUACACAUCGUUGCAUUAUGUUGGUUCACGUUACGAUCGUAUGCCAUCGAAGUCAUACCUGCCUCGUACGCUUGGAGCACGUUUACAGGACCCGUUUCCGGCCAAGUACACGAAGUCAAACCGUGGAGUCCGUCUUCGCCGGCAUCUUCGUACUCAGAAUUCGAAGGUGCAAACGAAGAAAGCAAUCAUUACGGGCCAGAUUAUGUGGCGAAACCCCAUUACUCGUUCGCAUAUGGCGUGGAGAACCCAAACACGGGCGACAGCCACGGUCAUUCUGAAACGCGGGACGGUUCGCAUGUAACCGGCGAGUAUACCGUAAUGGAACCGGAUGGCGUGUUAAGGCGGGUGCUGUACACGGCCGACCCCAAAAACGGUUUCCGAGCGUCUGUCCGGUACGUCCGACCCGACGGCGAAGAGUCGCCCAACCGCGACCAUGGUUACCACAGCGGCCCAGAACGGUUACCAGGGCCGCCUCCGCAUCAGCAGCAGCACUCCGAGUACGAGUCUGAUGGCGGUGGCGGCGGUGGAGAUGACGAUGAACCGCGUCCGUUCGCGUUGCAGCCGCAAUCACUGUCCCUGUCGUCCGAGUACGAGUCGGACGUUGACGGAGAAUCAUUCUCGCCGCAGUUGCCGCGACCACAGCCGCUGUCUUUGAACUUUGGUUUCAACAAGUACAACGACGUCAAUAACAACAACAACAACAACGUCGACGAUGAUGACGGCGGCAACAACGGUGACUACGGCGGCGGCCGCCCGUCGGGGUUCAAGUUCCCGUCGCCGUCCAGUCCGUUCUUCAAGACGCCCGACGCGGUUAAUGGUGCGUCGACGAAAACUAACCCAAUAUUGGUGGACUGA